This is a messenger RNA of Colletotrichum acutatum, 1761 nucleotides long. RefSeq lists its product as uncharacterized. The record is from RefSeq and is a predicted model, not a curated record. The transcript has 4 exons. Lineage: Eukaryota; Fungi; Ascomycota; Sordariomycetes; Glomerellales; Glomerellaceae. Bases 443 to 1627 code for a protein of 394 amino acids.
AGCUGUUAUGGCCCCCUUGUGGAUAGUGACGAUCUCCUCUGCCCUUCGUUUGAAUUAAGCCAUGGGUACGCCGCAGAAUCCAUCCACAAUAAGCCUCCCGAUGUCUUGUUUCGGUCAUUGAUCGACCUGUCAAGUCGUCUCGCCCAGGUGCCUCGCCGGGACUCGAAAAGAUGAGGCCCAUUCAACUGCCAAGUUCCGAAUCCUUCAAGCAAGGACUCAAAGACUCCGACCCUCCUUGCAACCUCUCCAGAUUCGCUACCACCAAUCGCUGGUCCCCGUUAAAAUUGACUCGUGGAGGAGAACAAGAUUUAGGGAGAUGAAUCGGAACCUUUAAUUGUCGGGUGCCCCAACCCGGAUCCCGUCUGGAUCCAGCGUUAUCGUCUUUUCUGUCUUUUCUCGUUUGUCUCGAUUGCAAGAUCGACGCAGGACGGAUCUGAAGAUCAUGAUAGGACCAGGCGGCGAUGCGCCCAUGGCGCUGGCCGUUCUUUGGGGCUUGACGGGUCUUGCUUUCUUCUUCGUGCUGCUGCGAUUGUACACUCGACUUGUCAUCCUCCAAGCGUACGGUGUGGACGACCACUUCUUCAACCUCGCUUUCUUCCUCUUCGUCGCCUACGAUGUCAUGCUCACAAUCUCCUCCUUUUACGGCUUUGGCAGGAAUAUCCUAGAACUUGAGAUGGAAAACGUGCCAAAAGCGAUCUUGUACGAGGCAAUCGGCAGCACAAUCCUCGUAUCCGCCAUCGUCGUCUCCAAGGCCUCUCUGGCACUGUUCCUCCUCCGCCUCGUGAACACUCGCCUGCACCAGAUCCUUGUCAUCGCCCCCGUCAUCGUUUUGUUCCUCGUCGCCUUGGCUUCUCUGCUCGUCUUCUGGUUCUCGUGUACUCCAAUCAACUUCCUGUGGGACCGACUGAUCCCCGACGGGAGCUGCCCCAUCGACCCCGGUCCCAUAUCGGCGGCUGCGGGAGCUUGGAGCGUUGUCGUCGACUUUUGGUACGCCGUUACGCCGUGGGCGUUGUUGUGGAACGUUCAGAUGCCGAAGAGGGAGAAGUUACUCAUCAAUUUGAGCAUGAGUCUGGGGGUCAUUGCUGGCGUAUGCGGGAUUCUGAGAGCUUUGCAGCUCAAGAACCUGAGUAGUGUGAACUUCACCAAGGAUACGGUUGCCUUGAUAAUAUGGCAUGCGGCAGAACUGGCUGUAACUCUCGUCUGCAUCGGAAUCCCCGUGUGCCGCCCCCUCUUCAAGGGCUGGCUCAGCAAGUGGUCAUCCCGAAACGGCAGCAGGCAUGGACCAUACACCAGAGACAUGACCGGAUCUAACUUGGGGUUCGGUCUGAAGACGAUCGGUGGUACCGACUACACCGUCAGGGUUGGGUUGAAGACGCCAGAUUUGGACUUGGGAAGCCUCGCGGGUCGAAGCGGCGAGGGACGAUUCGGAAGCGGGACAAGGUCUGCUGGAAAAGGCUUCGGCGACAACGACAGCGUGGAUUCAAUAUUGGGGCCGGAUGAUCGGUACGGCCAAGGGCGGAACGUUGAUAUCGAAAGGUAUUCCAGUGAAGAGGGGAAGGGGGGUAAGCAAAAUAUUCACGUCUGGGUGAAAUCGGAAGUGGUUGUCAAGUCGACAGCAAGAGACUAAGGAGAUACACGAAAUACUGACCAGAUUCAAUUCGUUAUGCGACUUCACUUUCCUAUUUCAGGUCUUUAGUUGCUCGAUGCACCUCCACUGGACAAUAGACACUCGUCCCCAUCGACAAUGCGAGCGUGUUUACA